Hyposmocoma kahamanoa is the source of this 1785-nucleotide messenger RNA. RefSeq names its product regulator of G-protein signaling 20 (gene Dhit). Bases 77 to 784 code for a protein of 235 amino acids. The record is from RefSeq and is a predicted model, not a curated record. The transcript is spliced from 6 exons. NCBI's taxonomy places the organism in Eukaryota, Metazoa, Arthropoda, Insecta, Lepidoptera, Cosmopterigidae.
AGCGGCGUCGCUAGCGCCGGCCCGUCCGCCAUGGCCGCCGCCGCCGGCCAGCCGCCGCCCGCCGACUAGCGGGCAGAUGUGCAGCCUGGCUGCGCUGGCGCGCGGCUGCCGGCCCGCCGCCAAGCCGUGCUGCCUCUGCUGGUGCUGCUGCUGCUCUUGCUCCUGCCUGGCGGCGCGCGGUUCGGACGGUGAGCCCGGCAAAAAGCCGCGCGGCGCCGGCGCCGGCCCGCACGACCUCUGCGACGGAGAUGCGCCGCCAUCGCUGGAGGAGAUCCGCAGCUGGGGGCAGUCGUUCGACAGGCUCAUGCGCAACGCAGCCGGGAGGAAGGUAUUCCGCGACUUCCUGCGCGGGGAGUACUCCGAAGAGAACAUUAUGUUCUGGCUGGCGUGUGAGGAGCUGAAGCGCGAGACCGACCCCGAUGCCGUCGAGGAAAAGGCGCGCUUUAUCUAUGAGGACUACAUCUCCAUACUCUCGCCCAAAGAGGUGUCCCUGGACUCACGCGUACGUGAAGUGGUGAACCGCAACAUGGUGGAGCCGACGCCCCACACCUUCGACGAGGCGCAGUUGCAGAUCUACACGUUGAUGCACCGCGACUCGUAUCCGCGCUUCGUCAACUCGCCGCUGUACAAGACGCUGGCGCGCCUCACCAACGGCUCGCCGAGUGGCGUGCCCGCGCCGGCCCCGGCUGCGCCGUCCGCCCAGAACGCGCAGUCUCCGCCCACCACCGCUGCCACCCCUACUCCCAUCAGCGCCAGUGCGGAUAAGGCCGCAGAACCCAACUGAGAGCCGGCACGAGUCUGCACCUUCGUCAGUGACCCCAGUGUUCCGCAUCGAGCGGUGCCGAGUGAGCGCCAAAUGGACGCGACAUUUGAAUAUUAACAAUAGAACCGACGGUGAGCCGACGCGGCGAGGGGUGCGGCCGGGGGGCCUUCGCCGCCCGCGGCCCUACCGCGCCCCCCGCCGCUCGCCGCCCGGCACUUACUUUCGUGUACAUAGGUGUAUGUUAAUUAAACGGGUACUAAUUCUGUACAUAGUUAGGCUAAGCGUAAGCGUAGAGCGGUGCGGCGGCUCCAUUGGUCCACUUCCGCUGGGCCGGGCCCACCGGCGGCGGCGGCGGCGACCGCACCCGUCAGCCGCCGACGCCCGCCCGACGACACCUCUAGUCAUAGUCAUAAGUCGCGGUCUCAAACGAGUGUCCAGUGAACCCGAACCAUUGCUGAGCAUCGGUUUGAAACACCCCCAUCGCACAUCGGUUUAGUGUUUUGUUGGUUGCGGACUAUCUAUCACUUGAGUUGUUCAUGUUAAUCUAGUCCCCGCGUCGCGCGGGACGAGCGCACUCGUACUUGCGUGGUGGUGGUCACUUUGCACUUUCUGGGAAAUACCUCGAGAGUGAACCUAAAGUUCUCAAACUAUUCCAAAAAGAAUAAGAAGCGAUUCAAGCGCAUGCACAUAUUACGAUGUAGUAAGUAUUGGGUACAAUAAAAUGUACACUACUUCUGUGGACACCGGCGCUGCGCUGUGAGGGCGCGGCGCGGUCGGCGCUCGCCCCUUUUAUGCUGACCGCACUCGCUUCCGAGCACCAGCGCUUUCUUAUUGCAUACUUACAUCUUAACACUAGCCGUAAUAAUAAGUAGAAAUUGACAAAGCCACCUGUGCGGUCGCCGUUCCGCGUGCCCGCGACCCCUGCACAAAGUCUAGUCUUACUGCGUAUCUGUCUGUAGUUAGAAGCAAUACGGUGGACCAAUUAAGUUUGCCAGGAGUCAACGAAUAAAUUUGUUCAUGUA